Messenger RNA from Colletotrichum paranaense, 1533 nucleotides. RefSeq lists its product as uncharacterized. Gene Ontology annotation, biological process: positive regulation of transcription by RNA polymerase II. The record is from RefSeq and is a predicted model, not a curated record. Bases 1 to 1533 code for a protein of 510 amino acids. The transcript has 2 exons. Lineage: Eukaryota; Fungi; Ascomycota; Sordariomycetes; Glomerellales; Glomerellaceae. Gene Ontology annotation, cellular component: nucleus. Gene Ontology annotation, molecular function: transcription cis-regulatory region binding; DNA-binding transcription factor activity, RNA polymerase II-specific; zinc ion binding.
AUGUUGGAGGGGAAAGUUCAAAGAGGUGCUGCUGAGUCUACUGUGGAAGUGCCCCCAAAGCAACUCAAGGGCUGCGCCAACUGUGAGCGUCGUCGAAUUCGCUGCGAUCGACGGCGACCCCAUUGCGCCAAGUGUGACAAGAAAGGACUUCCAUGUCCUGGCUUUGACCGCCGACUUCGAUGGGUGGAAGGGGUUGCCGCAAGGGGACACCUGCGGGGCCGAACCGUCCCAACGAGGCCGUCUUCUGAAGAUAAGGCCGCAUUUCGAGAAGAGGACUCGAAAGACAUCUUCACUGAAAGAUCCCAGCUAGACAAAAGUAAAGACUUCAUGAGUUCGGUUGUCGUUCUGAAUGCGCCAAUCGCUCAAGCAACUCGACCUUGCAAGUAUCCCGACUCCCUGACAAGCGUGUUCAUGGACUAUUAUAGACUGAACUUAGCCGGUCUGAUGGUAUGGAUGGACUCAGACGAAAACCAUUACCGAACACAGGUUGUUCCUCUAGCCGCGAAUCAACCAGCAGUCGGCUUCGCCAUCAUGGCGUUCGCGGCUCAACACGGCGCCAUGACGGUGCCUGAUGAGUCCGUUGCUGAGAAUGCUCGCGAUAGGUGCUUACGUCUAAUCCAAACCCGCGCCCAAGAUAUGACGGCACGGCUUAUUAAGGGUGAUGACUUGAACGACCAUGGCGACGUGGUUGAUGCAGAAUGGAUGCUGGCUUCGAUUCUCAUCAUGUGCAACUACGAGAAUGCCCGUCGCCGCCUCCAAAUCGCCGAUGAUCACAGACGUGCGGCAAGGACGAUUGUCAACCUUUUCAAAUGCCAGAGCUCAAUCAACAACCGAGAUCUGUUUGCGUUCUUGCGAAAUCAACUAGCUAUAGAUGAUGUACUGGCAGCUACGACAUCGUGUGACCUGCCCCUCAUACGCAACGCCGUCACACCAGCACCUGGCUCAGAGCAUCUCCUGUUUUCGAGGUAUCUGACUUUCUUGCACCGCAUCACGCUAGUUUCGGCAGAUGCUGUUGAUUCUCAUCCUUCAAUAUCGCACUUACGCAGCGGCCUCACGAUGCCUCUCAUCCAAUCCGAGUUUGAGCAGGCAAGAGGCGCCACGUUGAUGGCGGCCGGACGACUCGGACUGGCAGGAUCAAGCAUGUCUCUUGACUUCAUACGCUUAGUCGAGGUUUAUCAUAACGCGGGGCUACUUUACUCGUUAAGGUGCCUCGAUUACGCCACCGAGCACGCCUCGGAGCGCAUUGUGGCCGUUGCCAGUCUGUUCGACCAACUGACUGGAUUCAAGGACCUAGCUGCCUUCGUUCAGAAUCUAGCCUGGCCGACGUUCAUUGCCGGUACCGAAUGCCAUGGAGAUCGGCAUCGACAAGAAAUCAUUGCGGGUUUUCUCAUGAAAAUUCAUGAGGGCACGCGUUUCAGUUAUUACUUGGACGCGGUGAACUUUCUCAAGGAGUUUUGGGCCGGAGAGAAUAACGACUGGCGUCCUCUCGCUCGUAUGAGAGAAGCCAUAGGGCAGCGAGUCCUUGUGGUAUGA